AUGUACAUCAUUGUUGAUGGAUCGCGUUACUCAAAUGGACAGUGGAGCGGAGUUUCAGAAACUGGGUUGUCUUCGAGUGCAAAGAUUGACCGUUGGUUUUCGCUGCUACCUAACACUGCGCCGGCCCUAUCAAGACCAGAGAGUGGUUUCGUCUCCGGAGUGGAAGAGGUGGCUGAGCCCGGUACCCUGGCUGAAGCUAGGAACCUCCUCCUACAAAUGGGGGCUAAGAAGAAACGACGCUUCAUGUCGGCAGAAGAAUCUAAUGAUAACCGUCCAAUACCAAAUCAAAAUAAAACAUACGUGGAAUUGUUCAAGUUUGUGCCAACAAAACAUUCAGAAGAUUUCACUUUUACUCGCGAAGAUAAUGCUUCUUGCCUAAUAAGUGAAGAAAAUAGUGUUGUUCCAACUGAUGCAACAGUAAAAUCGAAGCUGGUAGGAUUACUGGCUGUAAAACACAAGGUAGAACAACAGCCAGAUUCACCAAAAUUGCAAGAACCACAUGAAAUGGAUAAUGGCACUGUGAGUAAGUUUUCACAAUAUGAACAAAACACAUAUGCAAAUGAUCUGGAACCCAUGAUGCAACCCCAAAUGCCACAAUUGAGGGAACGCCAUGAUAUGGAAUCUAGGGAAGUACAUGUUCGUGGUAACUUUGCACUGUAUGAACCCUGUUUAGGAGAUCUGUUAAAGCCUGAGUUUGCCGAACUACAAAAGCUGAAGUUAGAACAAACAAUAGAUUAUAUUUCAAGUCAACAAUUUGAGUACAAGCAGAAUAUGACCAGGCGACCAGAUUUGUUAAUAGUGCGAAACCUCUCUGGUGCAUCCAACAAAAAAAUAUAUACCUUGGAGGAAUUGGCAGGCCCAAUUAAGCCAGUGGUUUCACAGAAACACAAAAGCAAGUUUGCCAGAAAAGUAGAUCGGAUGUGUGAACAAUUUCAAGGCGAGGAAGAGAAUAAUUUGCAACCAGAUUUGAUAAAAUUGCAAAACCCUUAUCAUGUGGAGAGAAAAAAAGUAAAUAUUUGGGAUAUAAUUAAACAACAGAAACUCUAUUUGACACAACCAUUUAGGCAUCAGAUUGCCCAAUAUAAAUUCAAGCUUACACAACGUUUGGAGCCAAUAUUGGAAGAAUCUGAGACAACAUUGGAGCGACUAGUGGAGCCCGAGUUAAAACAACAACUACGGCUUGUAAAACAAAAUUCAGACCUGGGAUAUUAUUUAAAUGAGUACAAUUUGGAACAAGAAACUGAAUCUGAAGUUUCUCAUGAUGAGGAUUAUGAGGAGAGUGUGGUUGCAGCAUCACCACUUGGGUCUAGAACUGGUGAGAAUUAUUAUCAUUUUAUCAUGAUUUCACAUGCGACAGCUUGUCAAGAAAUUCCUGACUAA
This is a messenger RNA of Papilio machaon (common yellow swallowtail), 1380 nucleotides long. RefSeq lists its product as uncharacterized. The record is from RefSeq and is a predicted model, not a curated record. The coding region runs from base 1 to 1380 and encodes 459 amino acids. The transcript is spliced from 5 exons. Lineage: Eukaryota; Metazoa; Arthropoda; Insecta; Lepidoptera; Papilionidae.